UACAGCUCGUGCAUCCAAGCAACCGAGGAAUCGAAUUGAUUAAUUAGGUGGCAGAAAAACUGCAGCUAAAAUGAGUCACAUUGUUGUCAUCAGGCCUUACCACCCAGGGGAUGAGAUGAGCUGUCAUGAAUUGAUAAGAAGCGGAAUUUUAUCAUCGAUGAACAGUACCUUUAUUGGAAACGUGCUUAAAGAAGUGACGUUUCAAAUUAUGAUUCUCUUGGCUGCAAUAAUGUUCAUAUUUUUUGGAAUGCCAAUAACAAUCUGCCUUCUUGUCGUGCCUAUUGUACUCUUAUCAACUUACGUAAUUACAUAUGUAGCCUUCAUGGCCAAAGCAGCAGAAGUAGACCAAGAAGUUUCAAAUAUAGCCAGGAUUUACAUGUCAAACGCUUUUUCUUGUUUCUGGGUAGCCGAAGCCUAUGAGCCUAUUUUCACGACACGCAGUCCUUCUGAAUUUUAUUACAACAUCAUAACUGAAAAACAGUUCAAGGAGUCCAAAAUUGAUGUGUCUGCUCAAUCUAAGAGGAUUGUAGGUAGCAUUGGCUUGCAAAAAAGUCAUAGCCUUGACAAGGGAGCAUGGAUCAAGCGUCUCUGCGUUCACAAGAAUUUUCAACGCAAAGGUAUAGCCUCUCAUCUUUUAAAAGCAGCCAUUGAUUUUGCCAUUGAACAGGGUUAUAGCUGUGCCAAUAUCGUGGCAUCUGAGUACACGGAGGGUGGUAGGGAAUUAUGUUUGAAAAAGGGUUUUGAAUUAAAGAUGAUGUACCACCAGCAAAUUGUAGGUACGUUGCUUACAACUUUAAUGUACGAACUGACUUAUCAAAUUAAGCCAGGAGAUUCUAACUAUGCUGUGUUACAAAAAAAAAGGUAUUCCGUCAGGUAGAAGAGCAGGUCGAUGAUUUUUAACGUUUAAGCCAGAAAGAAAAGUCUAUAAAUACCAAAGUUUAAAAAUUUAUAGUUAAAACUAUGAUACUUGAAACUGUUUGAUUUCAGUUUUCUUCUAAAAUAUGGUGGCAGGUAAUUUAUCUUGCUAGCAAGUUAUGAUAAUUUUACCUUUACUCUAAGCUGUUAGUUUUUCAUGGAGUCCUCGAGAAUCAAGAAAAAGAGUUAAGUAACA
This is a messenger RNA of Copidosoma floridanum, 1111 nucleotides long. RefSeq lists its product as uncharacterized. The record is from RefSeq and is a predicted model, not a curated record. Lineage: Eukaryota; Metazoa; Arthropoda; Insecta; Hymenoptera; Encyrtidae. Gene Ontology annotation, molecular function: N-acetyltransferase activity.